Molecule: messenger RNA, 752 nt
Organism: Ostrinia furnacalis (Asian corn borer)
Lineage: Eukaryota; Metazoa; Arthropoda; Insecta; Lepidoptera; Crambidae
Exons: 5
Coding region: 174-752 (192 amino acids)
Source: RefSeq, a predicted model, not a curated record
CGCAUUGCCGUCACGUGCCUACUCUUGUAUCAGCUAUUUGUGACUUUGAAUUUUAUUAUCUCUAAGUUAUCACGAACGCCUGUAUAAGCUGGACCGUUGUUGCAGGUGCGGGGAGCCCGGUAGCGACCGGUGCGAGGCGAUGAUCGGCCUCAUGGGCCGGCCGCGCGCUCACGAUGCGACAGCCGUCGACCGACACGGUCGACAAAGCAGUAUGCACGGAGGAGAGCGGCGCGGCGCGGCUGGAGGCGGUGCUGGUCGCGCUGGUGGAGCGCAAGGCACGCGCGCUGCACGCGGAGCAGGCGCGGCGGCGCGCGCGCACGCACCCGCUGCUGCUGCUGCUCAGGGACCACCUGCCCGACGAGGAGGCGUCGAUAAUUGGCAGCCCGGGCGAGGAGCUGCCCUCCCACUGGUGCGAGCAUGAGGUCUCCCGGCACAGGCAGAAGAAGCUUAAGCUGCAAACCCAUCAUAGGGAGCUGGGCAGCCCCGAGCAGCUGGAACUGGAGCGGCGGCGAAGGCGGCGCCGGCGCAGCCCGCACGCGCACACGCACAAGCCGCGCAAGCACCGUACGCUGCUCGUCUCUGCAAUCGACGAGCAGGCUAAAGUCAUCCAUGUUCUGGAUCCUGAUGAGCUGCCACGUCGCGCGCGUUACACCAUCAUGGUGACCGCGUGCCUGCUGUUGUUCCUUUGCUUGUUGUUAGUCGGCGUCACCCUGAGGAUGGCGCCCCUUAUUGAUGAUAUGGGUAAGUUUUAG